This is a messenger RNA of Leptosomus discolor (cuckoo roller), 3040 nucleotides long. The record is from RefSeq and is a predicted model, not a curated record. Lineage: Eukaryota; Metazoa; Chordata; Aves; Leptosomiformes; Leptosomidae.
AUACCGAACAAGUUUCAGACCUCGGUACACAGUUGCGUACAAGACAGUGACAGAGCUGGAAUGGAGAUGCUGUCCUGGGUACAAAGGGGAAGACUGCAGAGAAGGCCCGGCAGAAAAGCCAAACACCGCUCGUCGUCCCACAACACCAGCGAAAGCUGUUAUGAAGAAAGGUUUGGGUGCAGAACCAACAGAAGUGCCAGAACCUUCACCAUAUGAUAAGAAAAUACAGUUUCUUGAGGAUGAAUUGUUUAGACUUACACGAUCAGUGCUUGAACUUCAGUCCUCUGUGGCAGGCGUGAAUGAAAACCUAAAAUUGACUGUGCAAGAAGAUGCUAGUAGGAUGUUGGUCACUUGGCUGAACAACCUUUAUGACCGCCCGGAGCCUGAUAGUGCAGUUGGUGGCGAAACGGACACUAUUCACCUGCCUGGACUCCUCAGCAACAGAGAUCAAAAAGACCCUUUUAUUGAUUUUGAAAUGGAAGAUCUAAAGACUGAGCUAGCUGAGGUCAAAGAAGCCUUGAAGAUGAGGAAUGACAAGCUGGAGGAACUGAAUGGAAAAGUAAAAGGCUAUGAAGGACAAUUAAAACAACUGCAGGAGGCAGCACAAGGACCUACAAUAACAAUGCCCAGUGACAAUGUAUAUCAGGAGUAUAUAGACUCAAAAUUUGAGUCCCUCAGACAGGAAAUACUGGAAGGAUUUGAAAAGAAAAUGGCAGAUCUGAAGAAUUCCUGUGAAUACAAACUAGAGGAUAUCCAGCAGCAGUGUGAUGACAAUGACAGUAACUGUUUGGGAAUAAUUGAUGUUAUAAGAGGAAAAGAGAAUGACUUGAGGAAAGAAAUAAACACUCUUCGAACUCAGAUUCUAUCGAACAAGUCCAGUUGUUGCAAGGAGGGCGAGAUAAAUGACUUUGACCAACAGAUAAAAGAUUUAGAUAAGAAGAUUGACAGAGUUGCGGAAGCACACAGGAUCUUGAACGUCAGGAUAGAUAAUGAAAUCAGUCGAUUGUCAACUCCAGAUCUAGAAGACAUGUUUGGUGAGAGGCUGGAGGAGCUAGACGCGAGGAUGAAUGUUACAGAACGAAAUGCUGAAGAGCAUUGCUUUUACAUUGAGGAAACUCUCCGUGGUGCUAUAGCUGCUGAGGUAGAUGAAUUGAGAGACUCGUUUGACCAAAAGCUGCGGGCGCUAGAAGAUAGGCUAGGUGGCACUAUUUUAGAGAUUGCCAAUACCACCGACCCAGAUGGAAUGUAUAUUAGUCCUGGGCCGCUGUUGCCUAGUGAUGCAGGAUUUGCGAAUGAGCAAUUUACAGCAGAGAUGAAUUUCCUGAAGAACAAAGUACUGUCGCUUGAACACCUCUGUGGGCAGAAGUGUCAGUCUGCACCACAAGGUACGGAGGUCCUUCAGAAGGAGCUAGAAAAUUAUAACAACAAAUACAAUCACUUGCUUUUGAAAACAGAGGAUAACUCUGUUCUCCUGCAAUCUCUGAAUAGCUCUCUUAACGAGGAACUUGACUUAAUUAAGGGUAACCAACGUGACAUCCAGAAAAUGCACAGAGACGUACGCGUGCUCCGGUAUAGUCUAAAUGUCAUGGAUAAAGAUAUGAAAAACCUUCAAGAUGGCUUGAAUAGCUGCAAGGAGCAGCUUCUCGGUGUCAAUUCUACCUGUAGGAAAACACAACGUGGUGUCUUCCGAAAAAUCGAUCAAAUGCAGAGGACGUUUGCAAAUCAAACUGCUCACACCAGUGAUAAUUGCUGUGGUGAAGUGAAAGAAAGACUAGAACAACUGAAUGACCAUAUCCUGAAUGAUCUCAGCAAGUGCAAAGAAAAGACCCAACGUAUGCAGGAGGGUGUUUCGGAUGUUGAGAGCCGAGUCUCGCGUGUUGAAAAAGUCUGUGGCAAGCUGGACUCUGUCUCAGGUAACUUGCAGAAGAUAAAAGAAGGUCUGAAUAAGCACGUGAGCAGCUUAUGGAACUGCAUCCGUGAAAUGAAUGGAACUAUAGCAGCUCAUUCCACCGAUAUUUCUGGCCUCAAAGAUUCUGUCCAACAGUUUUCUAGUCAGGUCUCCAAAAUCACCACGGACAUGGAAGGCGUGCUGAAAUCUCGGUCUGACACAAGGCCAUCAGAAGUACCACGGCAGCUGCUGCCACCAAGACCACCCCCGCAGCCCCAACCUGGCAUUUCCCUGCUGCCAUCGAGGCCGAGGAUACAACCCCCGCGACAUAGGACCCCCCUCCAGCUACCGCAGCCGAGACCUCCUCCGCGUCCGGCGCUGCCAGGGUCGGGAGUUGUGCCGUUUCUGCCUGGAACAACCGGGAUCAUCCUGGAGACUGGAGAGGCAGGGCCUCCUGGCACGGUUUUGAUGUCAGGAAGAGGGCGGCUUAGGAGUGUGGAUGGUCAGGCUGGUCAAAGUACCAUGCCCAGAGCCGAAGGGUACGCUGGAGCGCCAGGGUAUCCAAAGUUAUCUCCUCCUGCCACAGACUCGCAAGGACCUGCUGCUGCUGCGGCCUCUCUGGUGUCGUUUUCUGCCGGGCUCACGCAGAAGCCUUUCUCCAGUGACGUCGGCGUGGUUCACUUCAACAAAGUGCUCGUGAAUGACGGCGACUACUAUAACCCCAACACAGGCAUUUUCACAUCGCCGUACGAAGGGCGCUACCUGAUCACCGCUGUGCUGGCCCCGGAGCGGGACGAGUACGUCGAAGCAGUGCUGUCCGUCUCCAACGCAAGCGUGGCUCAGCUCCACACAGCUGGGUACCGCAGGGAACUGCUGGAAUAUCACAAACCCUACUCAGGGAAACAGACCUGUGGUGGUCCUGGGACGUUCCACCUUGUUCUUCACCUCAAAGCAGGAGAUGAAGUAAACGUCGUUGUAACAGGAGGCAAACUGGCCUACACAGACUCUGACGAAAUGUACUCCACGUUUAGUGGAGUUCUCCUUUAUCCUUCUGUUUCUCAUGUUUAGGUUUACCUUGAACAGGAGAGAGGGGUAAGAUAUUCAGAAGAAAUUAAGUGUAAUAAAAUUCAAAGCUUUAAUAUAUUCAGUUUA